Molecule: messenger RNA, 2241 nt
Organism: Triticum turgidum subsp. durum (durum wheat)
Lineage: Eukaryota; Viridiplantae; Streptophyta; Magnoliopsida; Poales; Poaceae
Source: the annotation of a GenBank genome assembly
AUGACGUCGACCCCCUCGCAAUCCCGGCUGAGUCCAUUGCUAACUCUAAGACUACUACUUCUCCUUGCAGCAGCAGCAACCCAGCGGUUGAUCCUGCAGGGCGGUGCUGGUGCUGAAGAGCAGGAGCAGCAGCGUCGACCCAUCACGCUUGAGGGUUGCCAGGCCAUGUGUGGCAACAUCAGCAUCCCCUUCCCGUUCGGCAUAAAGCCUGGAUGCUUCGUCAAGGGCUUCCAGGUCACCUGCAACGACUCAUUCGACCCACCUCGCGUCUUCCUCUUCUACAACAGGACGGCAGUAACAUACUGCUACAACGAGAUGGGCGAGGGCGCGUACUCGGCGAGCAUGUUGGAACCGACGCUGAAGAGGAGGUGGGAAGCACCGGUGGAACUCAUGGACAUAUCGAUUGCCAAGAGCGAGGCACGGGCGUACGGACUAGUGAGAUCCGACUGCAGCACGAAUGCGCUCGACCACCUGCUGAAGCUUCAGGUUACGUGGCUGCGUGAGCCAUUCUACCUGUCGGAGAAGCGCAACGUUCUCAUCAGUGUCGGCUUCGGUGUCGAAGCUAGGAUGGGCAGCGGCUUACUGGGCUCGACGAGCUACGAUACGACAUGCUAUUCAACAGUCGGCCCUACCUGCGAGGUCGCCUUUUCAAAAGGAAGCAUCCUCACCUCGUUUGGUGUGACAUUCGAACCAGAGAAUAACACUUUUUGGGAAAAUUCUCCCUGCUCCUACGGCAUGGUGGUGGAGAGCUCGUGGUACAACUUCUCUGAGGAGGACAGGCGCGGCUACGAGGUGCUAUCCAACAAGUACUCGAGGGGUGUCCCCGUGGUGCUCGAUUUCGCCUUUAGGGAUGGUUCAUGUCCGUAUGCGGACUGCUCUGUCCGUCCAGGCUACAGGUGCGUCAACGGCAACAGCUCCUGUGUCAAUGCAACCAGUGCCGAAGGCUAUUUCUGCAAGUGCUGGGAACAUUACGAUGGCAACCCUUACAUUCCUAAUGGAUGCCAAGACAUCAACGAGUGCGAGCUCCGGGAACAAAAUACCGAUCUCCGUGAUUUGUAUCCUUGUGAUGGGAUCUGUAAGAACAGGCUGGGAGGCUAUGACUGUAGAUGCAAACCCGGAAUGAAAGGGGACGCCAUAAAAGGAACAUGUACGGAGAAAUUCCCCCUAGCAGCAAAGGUGGUUGUGGGCCUUGCUGCUAUGAUUGUUGUCUCUGUCCUCAUGGUUAUGGUCCAUCAACUCCUAAAAUUCAAAAGGUUCUAUGAACAAAAUGGUGGUCCGGUACUAAAAGGUGUAAAGAACAUAAGGAUCUAUACAAGGAAACAAAUGAAACAAAUGACAAAUAACUACAAGCGUGUAGUUGGAGAGGGUCAUUUUGGCAAGGUAUAUCUGGGGACUCUGAAAGACAAACAAAAGGUGGCUAUAAAGAAGUCCAUCGAGGUUGACAAGCACAUGAAGAAGGAGUUCACUGAUGAGGUUAUAAUCCAGUCUGCGAUGAGACACAAGAACAUUGUCAUGCUCCUAGGCUGCUGCUUAGAGGUGGAUGUUCCCAUGUUGGUGUACGAGUUCGUAGCGAGAGGGAGUCUGUAUGAUGUCCUCUUCAAGUGCAGAGAUAAGAUUCUAGUGGGCACACGACUGAGGAUUGCUGUCGGGUCAGCCGAAGGCUUGACAUACAUGCAUUCAGCAGGGGAGAGCACAAUCCGUCAUGGUGAUGCUAAAUCUGCCAAUAUCCUUCUCGACGAAAAGUUCAGCCCAAAAGUUUCAGACUUUGGGACAUCAAAGCUACUCGCGAGAGGAAAAGCCGAGAUGACAGAACAUGUCAUUGGGGACAUGAGCUACAUUGAUCCGGUAUAUAUGGAGCAAGGGAUCGUUACACAGAAGAGCGAUGUCUACGGCUUCGGAGUUGUCCUCAUAGAACUUAUCACAAGGAGGCCUGCAACAUAUGAUGCUGAGAGGAGCUAUGUUGCAAAUUUUGUUGAAGCUUGUCUAGCAAAAAGAGCAAGAAACUUUAUUGAUAACGAUGUUACAAGUGAGGCGGAUAUCAAUCUCUUGGAAAUGGUUAGCAGGGUCGCCGUGGAUUGUCUAAAGCCCAAUCCAGAAGAACGACAAGAUAUGAAACAUGUAGAGCACCGCCUCCUUGAGAUUGUUGCACAGUCUGAAGAUCAUAGUCAGGAGAGGGACUACAAGGGAGAUUUUAGUCCGGCACCAGAUGAUGUUGCUUUGCUUAAAGGCUUGGGAGAAUAA